AUGGCCGGCGUUCCCAAAGCUCAAGGUUGCGACGCGUGCCGCAAGCAGAAGAAAAAGUGCGAUCAGGCUAAACCCGCUUGUGCGCGAUGCACACGUCUCAAGCUCCAAUGCACAGGCAUCGGUGUAAAGCGCUUCCUCUUCAAGUCUGAAAACACCCAAGCUGCCAAGAAACACACCAAAGCAGUAGCUGGACCUUCUUCUGCGCUGAGUAAUGACAAGACAUUGGUGGCGGGUAACUUGGUGCAUAUUCUUGAGUACGAUAACCCAGGCUAUGACAUUUCAACGUAUGGCUGGUUCGUCAAAGACUUGCCGCGUCACGUGGGGUCGAGUAAACCGCUCGAUGCAGCUAUCGCGGCGUUUGUAACGGGUUUUGGGCCGUUGAAAGAUAGGAGUGCUUCAAAAGUUGAUGCCUUGGAUAAAUAUGUUUUUGCGUUGAGGGUGUUGAGGGAGUCGAUGCAGGAUCCUAAGCAGGCGUUUUCGGCGGAUAAUAUGUGCUCGAUCUACUUGAUAUCGAUCUGCCAGGAAUGGCUUGGUAGUGGCAGUAGUGGCGUCACUGGUGCUGGCAGUGCCAAUUCGAAGCACCAUGAAGUGCUCGCAUACUUGCUUCAGAAUGCCAUCCUCAAGUCCCAGUUUGACCCCUCCGAUAAGCCGCUCAUGCAAACCAUAUUCUCCAUUGUGGUCCUUGAGAGUUUCACCAACCCCAACAUUCAACUGGGUCCUUGGUUCUGGCAAGCUCUCUCAGUUCUAGGCGAUGCAGCACGCCCUCUCAAAUCAGGAGACGGCACAUCCUUCGCAAGCCUCAAUAUCGGAACGAUGGGCGAAAUGUCCUGCUUCAUCCGCGAUCCUGAUCGAUACCUCUACCAAAUCCAGUGCACAUAUGCUCUUAUCCAGACAGAACAUCCGAGGCUUAUCAGAGCAGCUGAAGAAGCAGUCGCUAAAGCAAAAGCGUCUGGAUCAACGUUUCUUCAGAGAAGAAUGGGGAUGCGUUUCCAUACGGCGAUCGCAGUGAUACUGUCGAUGGCUGCUAUACUGAACCGCAUUAUACGGUCCUAUGAUGGCGACCCUGUUCUCAUAGCAGAUGCUAAGCGCUAUGUUGAUGAGAGUAUUAUACUAGGCAGAGCUGCUAGUUAUAAUCGCCCAAUUGCAGCUUCUGCGGUGGCUUCGCCUCUCGCACUGUCGUUAGCUGCCUUGGAAGAUUACAGACGCGAAGAAGUUGAGGAGCUGCUCGUGGAGUAUCAGACUGAUUUCCCGGGCUUGAAUUACUUUUCUGAUGUGAAAAUGGUCAGGAGGGGGUUCGGUGAUAUUGAUAAGAACAAUCAGAGAAAAGUAAGGUUGCUAUUAUCAAGUGAAGAAGAACUUGAUAGUGGUUCCAGUGAUAAUGACAUAGAUACCGAGAUUGGUCCGGGGUGUACAAUAUUGUAA
Molecule: messenger RNA, 1422 nt
Organism: Fusarium fujikuroi IMI 58289
Lineage: Eukaryota; Fungi; Ascomycota; Sordariomycetes; Hypocreales; Nectriaceae
Exons: 4
Coding region: 1-1422 (473 amino acids)
Biological process (GO): regulation of DNA-templated transcription
Molecular function (GO): DNA-binding transcription factor activity, RNA polymerase II-specific; zinc ion binding
Source: RefSeq, a predicted model, not a curated record